Impatiens glandulifera is the source of this 806-nucleotide messenger RNA. RefSeq names its product 60S ribosomal protein L18a. The transcript is spliced from 4 exons. Gene Ontology annotation, cellular component: ribosome; cytosolic large ribosomal subunit. Gene Ontology annotation, molecular function: structural constituent of ribosome. Lineage: Eukaryota; Viridiplantae; Streptophyta; Magnoliopsida; Ericales; Balsaminaceae. The coding region runs from base 79 to 612 and encodes 177 amino acids. The record is from RefSeq and is a predicted model, not a curated record. Gene Ontology annotation, biological process: translation.
GAAAGUGUAACCCUAAUAUAUUUCAUUUGCGGCGUGAAGAGGUAAGAGAAGAGCAAGCAAGCAGCAUCUCAGAGAGAGAUGACUUACAGGUUUCAUCAGUAUCAGGUUGUUGGGAGGGCUCUCCCAUCCGAAACUGAUGAACAUCCCAAGAUCUACCGGAUGAAACUUUGGGCUACCAAUGAAGUUCGCGCCAAGUCUAAGUUCUGGUACUUUUUGAGGAAAUUGAAGAAGAUUAAGAAAAGCAAUGGUCAACUUCUUGCCAUCAACGAGAUAUUUGAGAAGAACCCCACCAAGAUCAAGAACUAUGGUAUUUGGCUCCGAUAUCAGAGUCGAACUGGUUACCAUAACAUGUACAAGGAAUACAGAGACACAACCUUGAAUGGAAGUGUUGAGCAGAUGUAUACUGAGAUGGCAUCCCGUCAUAGGGUUCGUCACCAUUGCAUUCAGAUCAUCAAGACUGCAACCAUUCCUGCUAAGCUAUGCAAAAGGGAGAGCACCAAGCAGUUCCAUAACUCUUCGAUCAAGUUUCCAUUGGUCUCUAAGAAGGUUAGACCACCAAGCAGGAAGUUGAAGACCACUUACAAGGCUUCUAGGCCUAAUCUGUUUAUGUAGUAAGCUUUUCUUCUAUUUUGGUUGUAGCUGGAACUAGCUUUUUAUUACAUGUUUCAUUGGAAUUAUCAUAUCCUUGUUUUGUUCUCUUUUCCCAGACUGUUAGCUUUUUUCAAUGCUUAUUUGGAUAAUUUUGAUUCGAACUAUUGGUGUUUUUAUCAUGAUUUAUAUUUCUUUUGAGACUUUGUUUCAUUGCU